Messenger RNA from Haliotis rubra (blacklip abalone), 4360 nucleotides. RefSeq names its product clathrin heavy chain 1. The transcript has 28 exons. Gene Ontology annotation, biological process: receptor-mediated endocytosis; intracellular protein transport. Lineage: Eukaryota; Metazoa; Mollusca; Gastropoda; Lepetellida; Haliotidae. Gene Ontology annotation, molecular function: structural molecule activity; clathrin light chain binding. The record is from RefSeq and is a predicted model, not a curated record. The coding region runs from base 167 to 4231 and encodes 1354 amino acids. Gene Ontology annotation, cellular component: cell cortex; clathrin coat of coated pit; clathrin coat of trans-Golgi network vesicle.
ACUACUUGCGCAGAACCUCUCCACGGCGGCAGCCAUCUUUGUAGAUAAGUGAAGACGGUCAGCGGUAGAAGGCACCGGUCAUUAACGGUUAGGGCGAUAUUUGGCAACACAAAACACAUCUCAGCACCUGGUGCACACCCAGACACCGAGCAUCUGCUGAAGCGCAAUGACGCAGCUGCUUCCCAUCCGAUUUCAGGAGCAUCUACAGCUCCAAAAUGUUGGCAUCAACGCCGCCAACAUUGGUUUCAGCACCCUCACCAUGGAGUCUGACAAGUACAUCUGUGUGCGGGAGAAGGUGGGGGAAACGGCACAAGUUGUCAUCAUUGACAUGAACGACACAGCCAACCCCAUCAGGAGACCCAUCUCAGCUGACUCCGCCAUCAUGAACCCAACAAGCAAAGUCAUUGCACUGAAAGCUGGGAAGACCCUUCAGAUUUUCAACAUAGAGAUGAAGAGCAAAAUGAAGGCCCACACAAUGACAGACGAAGUAACUUUCUGGAAAUGGAUCAGUGUUAACACCAUCGGUCUCGUCACAGACAAUUCCAUUUACCACUGGAGCAUGGAAGGAGACUCCCAGCCACAGAAGAUGUUUGACCGCCACAGUAACUUGGCAGGCUGCCAGAUCAUCAACUACAGAACAGAUCCUAAGCAACAGUGGCUGUUAGUCGUGGGCAUUUCAGCUCAGGUCAGUCCAAAUGAGCAAAACCGUGUCGUUGGGGCCAUGCAACUUUACUCUGUGGAGCGUAAAGUCAGUCAACCUAUCGAGGGGCAUGCCGCAGCAUUUGUGCAAUUCAAGAUGGAAGGAAAUCCUCAGCCAUCAACACUGUUCAUCUUCAGUGUCCGGGGACCUCAAGGAGGGAAGCUGCAUGUAAUUGAAGUUGGACAGCCACCUCAAGGAAACCAGCCAUUCCCCAAGAAGGCAGUAGAUGUGUUCUUCCCAGUAGAAGCUCAGAAUGAUUUCCCUGUUGCUAUGCAGACAAGCCAGAAACAUGGCAUGGCUUUCCUCAUCACCAAGUACGGCUAUAUCCACAUGUAUGAUAUUGAGACUGGAACCUGCAUCUACAUGAACCGCAUCAGCAGUGACACCAUCUUCGUCACCGCACCACACGAGGCCACUAGCGGCAUCAUCGGAGUCAACAGAAAGGGACAGGUGUUGUCGGUGAGUGUGGAGGAGGACAACAUCGUGCAGUACAUCAACACCACCCUACAGAACCCAGACCUGGCUCUCAAGGUGUCAUCACGCAGCAACCUGCCUGGAGCUGAGGACUUGUUUGUCAGGAAGUUCAACAACCUGUUUCAGAAUGCACAGUACUCAGAGGCUGCUAAAGUUGCUGCGAGUGCACCCAAGGGUAUCCUGCGAACCCCCCAGACAAUCCAGCGUUUCCAGCAGGUUCCCUCCCAGCCCGGCGCCACCUCCCCACUCCUUCAGUACUUUGGUAUCCUGCUGGACAAGGGGCAGCUGAACAAGUACGAGUCUCUGGAGCUGUGUAGGCCUGUAUUGCAGCAGGGACGUAAACAACUCCUUGAGAAAUGGCUCAAAGAGGAGAAGCUUGAGAGCAGUGAGGAGCUUGGUGAUCUUGUGAAGCAGGCUGACCCAACACUUGCCCUGUCUGUCUAUCUGAGAGCCAAUGUACCAAAUAAGGUGAUUCAAUGUUUCGCGGAGACUGGUCAGUUCCAGAAGAUCAUUCUGUACUCAAAGAAGGUGAACUUCACACCUGACUACAUCUUCCUCCUGCGUAACAUCAUGCGCAUCAACCCUGAGCAGGGUCUGCAGUUUGCACAGAUGAUGGUGCAGGAUGAUGAACCCCUUGCUGACCUCAAUCAAAUUGUGGAUGUAUUCAUGGAGUUCAACCUCAUCCAGCAAUGUACAUCCUUCCUGCUUGAUGCCCUCAAGAACAACCGACCAUCAGAAGGUCCUCUACAGACCAGACUGCUGGAGAUGAACCUGAUGUCUGCACCACAGGUUGCUGAUGCCAUCCUAGGUAACCAGAUGUUCACACACUAUGACAAAGCACACAUUGCCCAGCUCUGCGAGAAAGCAGGUCUCCUACAGCGGGCCCUGGAACACUACACAGACUUGUAUGACAUCAAGAGAGCUGUUGUACACACCCAUCUUCUCAACCCAGAGUGGCUGGUGAACUACUUCGGCUCACUGUCUGUGGAGGACUCGCUGGAGUGUAUCAAGGCCAUGUUGACAGCCAACAUCCGGCAGAACCUGCAGGUGUGUGUCCAGAUCGCAUCCAAGUAUCAUGAGCAGCUUAGCACACAGAAUCUUAUCGAGGUCUUCGAGUCUUACAAAAGCUUCGAAGGUCUCUUCUACUUCCUGGGAUCCAUCGUGAACUUCAGCCAGGAUGCUGAUGUUCACUUUAAAUACAUCCAGGCUGCCUGUAAGACUGGGCAGAUCAAAGAAGUGGAGAGAAUCUGUAGGGAGAGCAACUGCUAUGACCCUGAGCGGGUCAAAAACUUCCUCAAGGAGGCCAAGCUGACUGAUCAACUGCCACUGAUCAUUGUGUGUGACAGGUUCGACUUUGUACAUGACCUGGUUCUCUACCUGUACAGAAACAGCUUACAGAAGUAUAUUGAAAUCUAUGUACAGAAGGUGAACCCUGCCCGUCUCCCUGUUGUUGUGGGAGGUCUUCUCGAUGUAGACUGUGGGGAGGAUGUAAUCAAACAACUCAUCAUGGUGGUCAAGGGACAGUUCUCCACUGAUGAACUGGUGGCUGAAGUAGAAAACAGAAACAGAUUGAAGUUGCUGUUGCCAUGGCUGGAGACAAGAGUACACGAAGGAGUGAACGAACCAGCUACACAUAAUGCUCUAGCUAAAAUCUACAUUGAUAGCAAUAACAACCCAGAGAGGUUCCUCAGAGAGAACCAGUUCUACGACAGUGUUGUCGUUGGAAAGUACUGUGAGAAGAGAGAUCCUCACUUGGCCUGUGUUGCAUAUGAGAGAGGACAGUGUGACCAGGAACUCAUCAAGGUGUGCAACGAGAACUCACUGUUCAAGAGUGAGGCAAGAUACCUAGUUAGGCGAAAGGAUGUUGAGCUGUGGGCUGAGGUACUCCAGGAGACCAAUGAGUACCGGCGCCAGCUCAUUGACCAGGUGGUGCAGACUGCACUGUCUGAGACUCAGGACCCAGAGGAGAUCUCCAUCACUGUCAAGGCCUUCAUGACCGCUGACCUGCCCAAUGAACUCAUUGAACUACUGGAGAAGAUCGUGCUGGAGAGCUCCGUGUUCAGUGACCACAGGAACCUACAAAACUUGCUGAUUCUGACCGCAAUCAAAGCUGACCGUACUCGUGUGAUGGAGUACAUCAACCGUCUCGAUAACUAUGAUGCACCAGACAUUGCCAAUAUCGCCAUAAGUAAUGAACUAUAUGAAGAAGCUUUCGCCAUUUUCAAGAAGUUUGAAGUCAACACAUCAGCCAUCUCUGUUUUGAUAGACAACGUGAACAACCUUGACCGGGCAUAUGAAUUUGCUGAGCGCUGUAACGACCCAGCCGUGUGGAGCCAACUGGGUCGUGCCCAACUGACCAAAGGCAUGGUGAAGGAAGCCAUUGACUCCUUCAUCAAGGCUGAUGACCCCUCACAAUACAUGGAGGUGGUGCAGGUGGCCGGUCAGAGCAACAACUGGGAAGACCUGGUUAAAUUCCUUCAAAUGGCCCGCAAGAAGGCCAGAGAAACAUACGUAGAAACAGAGCUAGUGUAUGCUUUCGCCAAGACCAACAGGUUUGCAGACAUGGAAGAGUUCAUCUCUGGACCCAACCAUGCUAAUGUCACUCAGGUGGCAGACCGAUGCUUUGAUGACAAGAUGUAUGAAGCUGCUAAAUUAUUAUACAACAACGUGUCCAACUAUGCCCGAUUGGCUAUCACUCUUGUCCACUUGGGAGAAUACCAGGGUGCUGUUGAUGGGGCCAGGAAAGCCAACAGCACAAAAACAUGGAAGGAGGUGUGCUUUGCAUGUGUAGACAAUGAAGAGUUUAGGUUAGCUCAGAUGUGUGGACUGCACAUAGUCGUACAUGCAGAUGAAUUAGAAGAACUUAUCAACUAUUACCAAGACAGAGGAUACUUUGAAGAACUUAUUUCCCUCUUAGAGGCAGCUUUAGGUUUGGAGAGAGCACACAUGGGUAUGUUCACAGAGUUAGCAAUAUUGUAUUCCAAGUAUAAGCCUGAGAAGAUGAGAGAACAUCUAGAGCUCUUCUGGUCCAGGGUCAACAUUCCAAAGGUUUUGUGAGCAGCCGAGCAGGCUCAUUUGUGGUCCGAAUUGGUGUUCCUGUAUGACAAGUAUGAAGAGUUUGACAAUGCAAUCCUAACAAUGAUGGCCCAUCCUACAGAAGCCUGGAGAGAAAGUCAGUUCAAGGAU